ACAGAGAGCUCAGAAUCUUAUGGAAAAUUAAUACUAGUAAUAAAAAAAAUUGUCUUUAGCUCCUCCCAAGGUGUCCAUGUGCUGCUACCCAUAUUCUAAACAACACCUUAAGCUCACUUGUUUCGGGUUUAGCGGACCACUUAAUUUUUAUAAUCUCACCGUCCAGACAAAUCACUCACAUAACAAAACAAAGGAGACCAAAAGGUUACAGGACAAUAUAAAGCGGGCAUCUUCUGCCCUUUAUAUAUCACGAAUCCCAUGCACCUCUUCACUCACACCUCACCACAGUCAACUCCACAAACUCCUCCAUUUUUCUCGUUCUAGACGCAGAAAAUGGUAUCCCUAGAAACUGUUCAAGAAACAUCUAGAUCCAUUGACCAACCUUCAAGCCCCCGUAUUUCUUUCUCUGCAGAAUUCUUUGAUGACAAGAACUUCAUUUCCAUUAGUCCAAGCCCACAGGCUGAGAAAGAUAAAGAAACAGAGCGAGAAAGGGCUAGAAAUGCAGAAUUUGAGUUCCUCUCGAGCAAAAUGAGUAGCCAGACUAUGCUAACAGCAGAUGAGCUUUUCUACGAAGGGAGAUUACUUCCCUUUUGGCAAAUGGAGCAUUCUGAGAAACUCAACAAAGUCUGCCUUAAGACAAAAAAUGCCGAGGAGGAAGAGGAGGCGAGCAAGGAAGAGCCAAGGGUUUGGUUUGUUGAUGAUGACCCAUCUCCAAGGCCACCUAAGUGCACUGUUCUGUGGAAAGAGUUGCUGCGGCUAAAGAAGCAGCGUGCUUCUUCUUUGUCACCGUCAUCCUCCUCCUCUUCAACAUCAUCUUCUUCUAGCUCCCUUGCAGACAUUGCUACUAAAGAAGAAGGGAAGCGAGGUUCCGGGAAUGGAGAGAAGCACGUGAAGCGGAUAAAGAAAGGAUUAGAGAGAACAAGAUCAGCCAGUAUGAGAAUAAGGCCAAUGAUAAAUGUACCAAUUUGCACGCAGAUGAAGAGCAGUGCAUUGCCACCUUUAUUUCCCCUCAAGAAAGGAAGAUUGGAAAGGUGAAGAUUAGGAGAGAAGAAGUAGCUCGAGGCUGUAUGAACCGUAGGAUUGUUCAAUAUGUUCGUUCAUCUCUUUUAUCAGUUGAUUUACUUCAUUUCGAACUUCAGUUUUUCCCCUACUUUUGUGUUUAGAGUACUGUUAAUCAUGAUGGAUCUGAUGAAUUAUCAUGUAAAUGACGACAUUAUCUAUAAUGGAUGGUAUGGACAAAAUAAUAUCUUCCGCUUUGCGUUGCUUAGAAGGCGUACAGUUUCAAUUGCUUACAGAUAGGAACUAGUAAGGUGUCCUGCCACAUGCAAAGUUGCAGAUCCUGAGAAUCAGAAAGGUCCACAUGGAAGGAUCGGCCAAAAGGAAUCUGGUCAAUUGCCUGAACUAAAUGCAUGCUGUAAGAUCAGAGUGCUGUGUCAUGGAACGCCUGACACCCCAUUAUUAUUGUAUAUCUAUCAGAAGGUCCGUAGUCUCCAAGAUUUUCUUUU
Molecule: messenger RNA, 1505 nt
Organism: Populus euphratica (Euphrates poplar)
Lineage: Eukaryota; Viridiplantae; Streptophyta; Magnoliopsida; Malpighiales; Salicaceae
Exons: 1
Coding region: 334-1035 (233 amino acids)
Source: RefSeq, a predicted model, not a curated record